This is a messenger RNA of Pistacia vera, 4386 nucleotides long. RefSeq names its product protein SHORT ROOT IN SALT MEDIUM 1. Gene Ontology annotation, cellular component: nucleus. The record is from RefSeq and is a predicted model, not a curated record. The coding region runs from base 133 to 4281 and encodes 1382 amino acids. Gene Ontology annotation, biological process: regulation of DNA-templated transcription. The transcript has 22 exons. Gene Ontology annotation, molecular function: calcium ion binding. Lineage: Eukaryota; Viridiplantae; Streptophyta; Magnoliopsida; Sapindales; Anacardiaceae.
CGUUAUUUUAAUCUAGUCGUCAAUACUAUCGUCCUAUAUGUUAGGGUUUUUAUUGUUUUGUCCAUUGAAGCAUAAAACUUUCGCAGUGAAUCAAUCACAGUUUUGUUGUUAACUGCAUGUGUUGGUUGUAUCAUGUAUUCAUCUAGAGGGAGUAAUGCGUACGGGCAGGCCUCGUAUGCUGGUCAAUCUGCUUAUGGACAAACUUUGGGACCUGGAUAUUCUGGGAGUUCUGUUGGAGUGCCAGAGGGAAGCUCUCAAGUUUCUUUGUCAUCUCGGCAUUCCUCAAUGCUAGGUACUUCUCAGGAGGCAGAAGUUGGUGGGUACAGAGGCCAUACUGCUGCUGCACCUCAUUAUGGGGGUCAGUAUAGCUCUGUUUAUGGUUCUGUUGCUUUAAGCGGGGCACAACAGGUUCCUGCUAUAAAUGUCAAAGGGACUGGACCAUCAGCCUUGGAAGGUCGUGGUGGUUAUGCAUCAGCUAUACCAGAUUCACCUAAAUUUGCAUCUAGUGACUAUGUUUCAUCAUCAAGCCAUGGAUAUGGUGUUAAAGGUGAUCAAAUAUUUGCAGAGAAGAUCCCUGACUAUCCUGCAUUUGACAGAAGACAAUAUGGUGAGCGACAGAGUGCUUAUAUGGGAAGGGACUUGCAAAGCGAAUCUACUGGACGAUUUGCUGAAACUGUCAGUUUUGGUCAUCAGCAUCAGUCUGAGAUGUAUGAUCGCAUUGAUCAGGCAUCACUGCUUCGACAAGAACAAUUGCUGAAAGCUCAAUCCUUGCAAUCUUCCUCUCUUGACGGGGGCUCCAGACAAGCUGAUUAUCUUGCAGCAAGGGGUACUGCUAGUCGUCAUUCCACUCAAGAUCUUAUGCCUUAUGGAGGAAGAAUGGAUGCUGAUCCUCGCAAUUUAUCUCUGCUUAGUUCUUCAUAUAGUGGACAACAUGCUCCAUCAAUAUUAGGGGCAGCUCCGAGGAGAAAUGUGGAUGAUCUCAUGUAUCCACAAAGUUCUGCUAACCCUGGUUAUGGAGUGAGUUUACCUCCUGGUAGGGACUAUGCAACAGGAAAAGGACUUCAUGCCACAUCUAUUGACCCAGAUUAUCCUGGUAGCAUGUUUUCACGUGGUGGUCAUCCUAGGAUUGAUGAGCACAAGGAUGACAGAGCAAGCUAUCUUCGGGAGUUCGAGCUAAGGGAAGAGGAACGUCGUCGUGAACAUUUACGUGAGCGAGAUAAAGAAAGAGAGAGGGAGAAGGAGCGAGAGCGAGAACGAGAACGACUACGACUAAGAGAACGCGAACGAGAACGAGAAAGGGAACGUGUUUUGGAGCGUCGGAAGGAGAGAGAACGAGUGCGCAAACGUGGGAUUGAAACUAAGCGUGAACGAACUCCACCAAGAGUCUCUAGGGACCGCCGUGGUCCCUCUUUAACAAAGGAGGGAAGAUCCUUGCGGCGAGAUUCACCACGUCAUGAAGUUUUGCAUAGGCGUCAUUCACCUGUUAAAGAAAAAAGGAGAGAAUAUGUCUGCAAGGUUAACUCAUCUGGCUUGAUAGAUGUGGAGAGAGAUUAUAUAUCAAUAGAUAAGAGAUAUCCCAAGCUUUUUGUUUCUCCUGAAGUUUCUAAGAUUGUUGUGAACUGGCCGAAGGAGGAUCUUAAACUCUCGAUUCAUACUCCUGUUAGUUUUGAGCAUGAUUUCAUUGAAGAAGAGAGUGUAGUUGACCCGAAAGAGCCUUCAAUCAAGCCUUUGACUGAAGAACUGGCAUUAUCAGAAAAUGGAAGUACAGUAUGGAAUGCUAAGAUCAUUCUGAUGAGCGGACUUAGUAGGAAUGCUCUUGAAGAGCUGUCAUCUGAAAAGAGUUCUGAUGACCGCAUACCCCAUAUUUGCAAUAUCCUUAGGUUUGCUGUUCUUAAGAAGGAUCACUCUUUUAUGGCAAUUGGUGGACCAUGGCAUUUUGCUGAUGGCAGGCACCCUUCGGUUGAUGAUUCCUCUCUAGUUCAAACAGCCAUUAGAUAUGCAAAGGAUGUGGCUCAACUUGAUUUGCAGAAUUGUCGUAAUUGGAAUCGGUUUGUUGAGAUACACUAUGAUAGAGUUGGCAAGGAUGGGCUGUUUAGCCAUAAAGAGGUGACUGUAUUGUUUGUUCCAGAUUUGUCCGAAUGUCUUCCUUCAUUGGAUGCAUGGCGAGCACAAUGGCUUGCUCACAAGAAGGCCAUUGCUGAGAGAGAACGUCAACUUUCUUUGAGAAAAGAGAGAUCUAGGGAGAAGAAGGAUGGACUGAAAGGUAAAUGCAAUAAAGAAAUGGACUCUUCAAAAAAUGUUGAAAGGAUGGACAAAUCUGAAAAAAAGAAAGAGUCAUCAUCUUCUGGACAGGCAGUUGAUAUUAACAAAAAUGAAAAAGGUGGCUCAAAUAUGAAAGGUAAUGCAGCUAACCAGAAAGGUUAUGGGAGUAACAAGAAAGUUGAAAAAACAGAUGGCAGUGAAUCAGGUGUGGGUGCCAAAAAUAUUGAGAGAAAAGAACAGGGAGAAACUGCUGGUGCUCAGACAGCUGGCAGUGUAAAGCCUGGGAAGAGAAAGAUUAUUAGGCGGAUUGUCAAGCAGAAGGUCACUGAUAAGGCAGCAGGUUUGGAGAAUUCUGACAGCAUCCAGAAUGAAAAGCUGGAUGAGAAUAAUGCAAAAUCAGAGAACUCAGGUCAACAGGAAGAACCUGCAGCUGAACCUGCUGGAGUUAAAACUUUUGCUCGGAAGAAGGUUGUGAAAAAGGUACCGAUGGGGAAAACUACUCAGGAUGAAGACAAAGGCAUCCAGCUUGAGGUGAAAGCCAAGGAGGAAAUGGGUUUUUCUGAUGAUAAACCAGAGGAUAAUUCAGAUCCCAGCAGCACUGCAGCUCUGCAAGAUACCACUGUGAAAACAACCAGAAAGAAAAAAAUAAUUAAGAGGGUGCUGAAAAGGAAGGUCACUGGAAAAGCUAGUGAUGCGGUUGGUGACAGUAAGAUAGAUGACGAUGGGGAUCAGAGGAAGGUACCUGAGGCACAGAACGAAUCAGAAAAUGCAGGGAGGCAGGCAGCUGAUGCAGAGAACGAGCUAAGCAAGGUUAAGAAAACAGAGAAACAAGCUGGUGUGACUAAUUUAAGUAAAACAGAAAUCAAGGACGUAAAGGAGGAUAAGAAAGAUGGAAAGGGAGCUGAUGCAGAGACUGAGGCUGGGAAGGAUAAAGGUUCUCUGAAGGAUAACUAUAAUGGGAACAGGAUAAAAUCUAAAGAAGUGGAAAAAUUAAAAGAUGAAAAAGCACAGAAGGACAUAGAUGGCAAAGCUGACUCUAGAAGUAAUUCUAGAGAAGUGAAAGAAAAGAGAAAGCCUGAGGAACCUCCUCGCCAUCCUGGAUUGAUUCUGCAGACUAAAUGGAACAAGGAUUCUAAAUUGCGUUCUUUGUCACUCUCUCUGGAUUCACUUCUGGACUAUACUGACAAGGACAUUGAAGAAUCCUCUUUUGAGCUUUCAUUAUUUGCAGAAACGCUGUAUGAAAGGCUUCAGUAUCAAAUGGGUUGUCGUCUUUUAGCAUUUCUCGAGAGACUACGCAUUCAAUUUCUGGCCAAAAGGAAUCAACGUAAGAGGCAACGAGAUGAAGUCCAGCUGAAGGAAAAUGAAAAAACAUCACCAGUAAAGCGUCCGAAAACAAUUGAGCUUACCUUGAAAAAUAAGAAUACAGAUUCUGAAGCAACAAAUACGGUGCAACCAGAUGAUGAAAAAACUAUGGUAAAGAAAGAAAUUUCUGUUGAUCAUGUUGGUGAGGCAAAGUUAAAUGUGGAAUCCGAAGAUGAGGAAGAUCCCGAGGAAGAUCCUGAAGAAUGUGAAGAAAUGGAAGAUGCUAGUUCUCAACAGAACUCUUCUGAUGAGAAUGAUGAAGAAAAUGAUAAAACGGAUGCAAAUGCUGAGCCUAGUAAGGAUGCUGAGAAUUUGAAGGAUGAAGCUGAUGUAUGUACCAAGGAGCAAACUAAAAUGGAAGAUACAGAGACAAAACACUUGUCUGAUGUAGAUAGGGAUGAAAAAAGGGGGAGAAAGGUAGAGACAGGGAAGAAAGAGGAUGUUGAUAAGGAACUAUUACAGGCUUUCAGGUUUUUUGACCGGAAUCUAGUCGGCUACAUACGGGUUGAAGACAUGAGGUUGAUUAUCCAUAACUUGGGGAAGUUCCUUUCUCACAGGGAUGUCAAGGAACUUGUGCAAAGUGCAUUACUUGAGAGCAACACUGGCAGAGAUGACCGCAUUCUUUAUAAUAAGUUAGUGAGAAUGUCCAACAUCUGAGGUCUAGAGAUGUUUGGUUUUUAUUUUUAAGUGAACUUCUGAAUUGCAGUUAUACCACACAUUUCACCUUUUUAUAGUUCUUGCUAUUGUUGUUUUUCACUACCA